AUGGAUCAUCUUGAACCAAAUUUGGAAAGGAUCAGGGUCAGGUUAAGAGGCAUUCAGUCGCUUACAACAGCUGAAAUCGACCUGAUCGCCCAACACCAUGAGUGGCUCACCGCACUGGACGAACGCGAGCGACUAGCUUUGUCUGAGGAAGACAGCCCCCGUACAUGGACUGAGGACCUAGCUACCUUUGCAAGAGGCUGUCUUAAAGCCCUCAGCGGCGAAAUCGCCGACGUUGAUGAUGACAUGGAUGGAUCACGUUCCGGAACUGAGCACGAAGAAGACACUUGUAUGAGCCCUGAUCUUCUGGAGAUCAUAACCUUGUCACCUGAGUUCGCGAGACAUAUGCGAGAUCAAAUCCGGGAUCUCCCUUGCCGAGCAGUCGACUGGGAUUAUCCUCUGGAAAUAUUGAAAGAAGGUGCACCUGCGAAGGAGGACGUUUUAUAUGCCAUCAGAGCCAUAAUGUGUGGUUGGGUAAAUGAGCUUAUCAAUGCCAGGGCAGUGUUGGAACAUCGCAUUCGUGGAGUCACUUCCGAGAAUCGAGCAGUUUUCAUGCUUCAAGUACCAACCCAUCUAACCCGGAUGGUUGGUGUUCUGGAUAUCGAGAAAGAUGGGAAGAUCGGUUCAUAUGCAGAAUGGAAAAGUCUGGAUAAAGGUUUCCCUACCAGAUACAGAUACUUAUGGGACUAUAUCGACUACAUGUGGCCGAUUCUUGCUGAUGUACGGGCUUGGAACGUUGUCAGUCGAAACCUUGAUAACAUCUACCAAUCCGACGCAUGCACAAAUCAAAUGGAUCUCCUUCUCAAGUUCUCGGUUGAUUUGCAUACCAUCCGAUUUGAUCAUCAUCCAAAUGGCCGUCCCCGCUUCUGA
Molecule: messenger RNA, 867 nt
Organism: Fusarium oxysporum Fo47
Lineage: Eukaryota; Fungi; Ascomycota; Sordariomycetes; Hypocreales; Nectriaceae
Exons: 1
Coding region: 1-867 (288 amino acids)
Source: RefSeq, a predicted model, not a curated record